AUGUGGUGGAGCCCUCCUGUCCCCCAGGAUGUGGUGGAGCCCUCGCUGUCCCCCCGGGACGUGGUGGAGCCCUCGCUGUCCCCCCGGGACGUGGUGGAGCCCUCGCUGUCCCCCUGGGAUGUGGUGGAGCCCUCGCUGUCCCCCCGGGACAUGGUAGAGCCCUCAAUGUGCCCCCUGGAUGUGGCAAAUGCUUCUCAAGAGGCGGACGGGAAGGCGGGAGAGGAGAAGCCUGAAAAGCCGCAGCGAGUUGGAGCCGCCGGAGGACCUGAAGAAGAAGCAGAAAAACCUGUGAAAACUAAGACUGUGUCUUCCAGUAAUGGAGGGGAACGUUCCAGUCGCAGCGCUGAGAAGCGAUCAGCUGAAGAAGAAGCUGCAGACCUCUCAACAAAGCCUACAAAGAUCUCCGAGUUUGGAUUUGCCAUAGGUAGUCAGACAACUAAGAAAGCAUCAGCCGUAUCCAUCAAACUUGGAUCAGGUAAGCCUGAAGAAACUGUUCCAGCUCUUGCUCCAAAAACCCUUUCAGUAGCAGCAGCUUUUCAUGAAGAUGAAGAUAGUGAACCAGAGGAAAUGCCUCCAGAAGCAAAGAUGAGGAUGAAGAAUAUUGGAAGGGAUACACCAACCUCAGCUGGACCAAACUCUUUCAAUAAAGGAAAGCAUGGGUUUUCUGAUAACCAGAAGCUGUGGGAACGAAAUAUAAAAUCUCAUCUUGGAAAUGUUCAUGACCAAGACAAUUAAAUGAUGUGUUUUGAAAUUGGGGUAUGGGGUGGGUGUAAAGUUAAAAGGAACAGUUUCCUUUUUUAAAGAAUGGUAUAAGACUAUCUUUGGAGCCGCUUUUUUUCCUUUUUCGUUUUUGUUUUUGUUUUGUUUUGUUUCUUAAGAUUGAGUGGUACACUCAUAAAUGAGAGUUUGAAAUUAGAAGUAAUUUAUGUUUUAUAUACAGAUUUCAAGACAUUUGCUAAUUUUGUAGUUUCAUGUGAUUAGUUUCCAAAGGUUACAGAUAAUAAAGAAAUCAGAAAUGGUACCUUUUUAAGAAUUGCAUAUUUUUUUUAGGCACAACUAUUAGCACAUUAAGAGGGAAACAAAAGUUACUAUCUUUUUAAAACUGCAAGCAGUUACUCUCCUAACUUAACUCCCUCAUUACCUAAACUGUCUGGCUCCCAGGAACAGCCUUAUAGAGAGAAGGGAGUAUUGUACUGAGAGGAAAAUGUUACUGGACUAUUGACUGAUAAUAAAUUUAGAUAAAAUUAAAA
Messenger RNA from Marmota monax (woodchuck), 1250 nucleotides. RefSeq names its product PEST proteolytic signal-containing nuclear protein-like. NCBI's taxonomy places the organism in Eukaryota, Metazoa, Chordata, Mammalia, Rodentia, Sciuridae. The transcript has 2 exons. Bases 1 to 735 code for a protein of 244 amino acids. Gene Ontology annotation, cellular component: nucleus. The record is from RefSeq and is a predicted model, not a curated record. Gene Ontology annotation, biological process: proteasome-mediated ubiquitin-dependent protein catabolic process; protein ubiquitination.